AUGAUGAUCAAUUCUUCAACAGAAUAUGCCAUAACGAAGCCGGGGAUGUCACAGUACUUGUCAAGGAAGCGUGACAAGCCGCUCCGGACGUAUGGGCGAAAGUCCGCGCCAACCCCAGAACCGCGAGGUGAACCGCCCGUCAAGCGGGCGCGACUGGAUACCGAUGCACAAGUCGAAAACUACAAGGCACCGUCGGCGGGACAGAUUCAGUCGUCCAGGAAAGAGCAGCCAGAUUCAAGUUCAAACCUUGAAAAGGAGUCACAGCCAAUGCCCAGCACCGAAGGAGCACCACGGUCGUCCAUCUUGCAAUAUUUUAGGCCUGUACCGACCGACGCAAGAUCAGACUGCGCGAAGAAGGAAGACGUGCAUAUUCGCCGAGAGGCGGUGCAUCCGCAAGCUGUGCGGAGGCGAAGGAAGCCUCGACUACUGAGGAUCAGGGCGACUUCACUGCCAUCAGACGAAUCUGAAGACGCUGCGAGUCUCUCGGGCCGAGACGAGACAGGCAGUAAUGUCCCGUCGCCGGAUCGGAAAAGAAAAACCUUGCAUGAAGGGGGCCAUGGUUUACUCAACCAGGGACAGAGGGAUGGAGCUUCAUCGGAUAUCAGGCUUCGUGUCAAAACGAGGUCGAAGUGCUCGCCGACAGUGCAAACAACAUUGAAUAUUUCGUCCAAGGCGACGUUUGCUGAGUGCAAGGUGUGUAAUACUGUUUGGAAUCCGUUGUACCCGGAUGACGUGAAAUAUCACGAAAAAACGCACAAGGCUCUGGUGAGAAAGGCGAAGAAGGCGGAUGAUUUGAUCGACCCGGCCAUUCGUCUGCGACGGGCCAUUCACGUUGGUGACAGCCUCCUUGCCCUACGGAUCCUCAAGUCCCACCCGCCUCUCCUCCACAACCCCGAUUCGUCAUUGUCUGGACUAUCCAACUCCAAUUUGCAUCUGGCAGCAUCUCUCGGCCACAAGGAAAUAUGUGAGGCCCUGUUGAGAGUCGGCCACGAGGAUCCCUGUCCUGCCCUGAACGAGAAUCAUCAGACAGCCUUGAUGCUGGCUGCCUCUGCUGGACAUGCCGAAGUCGUACAUUUACUUUGCGAGUACGACCGAAGCUGCAUCCUACGACAAGAUAUCAGAGGCCGCGACGCCAUUAUGGAGGCCAGCAUGGGUGGCCAUGAUACUGCGCUUCAGAUUCUUCUGACUUAUGUGCCGGGCGGUCCACGUGAAGCGGUCCAGAGGGCCGAUUUGGAGGGCAAUACGGCCCUACAUUUUGCGAGCAGCAAUGGAAACCUGCUGGGACUGCGGACUUUACUCGCGGCUGGGGCUGAUGUGGAACGACGAAACAUCUGGAACUGGACUCCCGCUGCAUACAGCGCCACCGUGCAAGCCGAGGUAUAUCUCAAAGGACUGGUGACUGAGGUCGAGAGACGCCAGCAGCUGAAGAAGGGAAUCGAAGGCACCAAGAACAAGAAAGCUGGGGGAUUGCGUGUGGUAACUGCAGAUGGCGACGAUGACUGGUGA
Messenger RNA from Metarhizium album ARSEF 1941, 1506 nucleotides. RefSeq names its product spherulin-1B precursor. Bases 1 to 1506 code for a protein of 501 amino acids. Lineage: Eukaryota; Fungi; Ascomycota; Sordariomycetes; Hypocreales; Clavicipitaceae. Gene Ontology annotation, molecular function: protein binding. The transcript has 3 exons. The record is from RefSeq and is a predicted model, not a curated record.